CAGAGCCAUGGACACAGUGGACCAGACGCUACUGCUCAGCUGCGUUAACCAGGUGCAGCAGCAGUUGGAGUCCGUGUUGGGCCAGGCCCCCCCUCCCCUGUCCCGAAUGCUGGCCAUCUCCCUCCAGGUCAACAGCCCAGCCAUACAGCACAGCCUCAACAACUUUGGUAAGUUGAGCUGGUGCCUCGUGCCGUUCGCCUGCUCCAGAAGACACAGGGUCCCAAAGAAACCCAAAGACCCUCCGCAGCAGCAGCAGCAACCUUCUGCUUCUGCUCAGGCAGGGUCCCAGGACACCCCAGCCUCUGGAGACCAGCGGGGUCCUAAAGAAGCACUUCCCCCGCCGCCAUCUGCUGUUGACAUCCCCUCCAGAGGGGGCGCUGUGGUGAGCACUCCCUCGACUCCCCUCAAGGUGAAGGCUGAGAGUACCACCGUCACCACAGCCACCACCGAAUCCCCAGACCACAGCAGUAGGUCGGCCGGGUCCAGUACUGCGGCGGCCGGUUCCAGUUCCAGUACUGGUCCGGAUCUGGGCUCAAGCCUGGACUGCGAGCCCUCGUCCACGGUGCCUGACCUGAAGAGCAGAACCGGAACCGGAAGUGGUGGUAGUGGCAGAACCGCAGUAGCCGGUUGGCCCGACAGCCCGGUGGACCUGGAUCCAGAACCUGGCCCGUCGUCUGCCGUGAGCACCAGUAACGAUGGCGCGUCGUCACCAGUCAUAAUUGACCUCUGCUGGGAUGAACUGGACGAGGAGGAGGAGAUGGAGGUGGGAACGGGUGACCCGGGGGGAGGGGGGAGGAUCGGGUCAGGAGGAGACCCGGGAGGAAAGCUUGGAGCAGCGUAUGAUCAUGGAGAUAAAGAUUGGGCAGCUGGAGGAAAGCUGGAGACGGAUAAUCGUGGAGCUGGCGAUGCCUUGUCAUCAGACAGCUCUUCAGCUAACUGUCCUGCUAGUUGCCCUGACGAAGACACUUCCAAGAACACGUCCAAGGACUAUAUGCCUGAGCUGCAGCCUGUCAGUAGGAACAGAUCACCAUCUCCCCUGGAGCCCCAUAACACCAGCGUUAUACCAGUGGAGCUGCUAGCAGUCAUCUCGGCCAUGAAUGAGACUAGCUCUCCUACCAGGGAGCUGCCAACUGCUAGCAGUCCGACGGAAGUGCUAACCGCUAGCAUUGCUAGGAAGGAUGCCAACUCUCCACCACCAAAGGCGCCGCUAAUUGCUAGCAGUCCUGUGAGUGAAAUCAACUCUUCGCCAAAAGAUCGGAUAAUUGCUAGCAGCCCGGUGAGAGAAGCUAGCUCUUCACCAAAACAUCUACAGAUUACUAGCAGGCCUGCUAAUGAAACUAACUAUUUGCCAGAAGAUCUGCAAAUUGCUAGCAAUCCUGCAAGUGAAGCUGACUCUUCCCCAAAAGAUCUGAUAAUUGCUAGCAGCCCAGUGAGAGAAUCUAGCUCUUCACCGAAAGAUCUGCAGAUUGCUAGCAGGCCUGCUAAUGAAACUAGCUCUUUGCCAGAAGAUCUGCAAAUUGCUAGCAAUCCUGCAAGUGAAGCUGACUCUUCCCCAAAAGAUCUGAUAAUUGCUAGCAGCCCAGUGAGAGAAGCUAGCUCUUCACCGAAAGAUCUGCAGAUUGCUAGCAGGCCUGCUAAUGAAACUAGCUCUUUGCCAGAAGAUCUACAAAUUGCUAGCAAUCCUGCAAGUGAAGCUGACUCUUCCCCAAAAGAUCUGAUAAUUGCUAGCAGCCCAGUGAGAGAAGCUAGCUCUUCUCCGAAAACGCUGCAGAUUGCUAGCAGGCCUGCUAAUGAAACUAGCUCUUUGCCAGAAGAUCUGCAAAUUGCUUGCAGUCCUGCAAGUGAAGCUGACUCUUCGCCAAAAGAUAUGCAUGUUGCUAACAGUCCUGCUGCAAGUGAAGAUAGUGCUUCACCGUUAGAUCUGCAAAUUGCUAGCAGUCCAGAGAGUGAAACGGACUUCUCGCCAAAGCCACUGGUAAUUGCUAGCAGUCCUAUGCGUGAAGAUAACUGUUCGCCAAUGGAAGUACUAGCUCCUAGCAGCCCUGUGAUUGACGCUAACUCUUUGACAGUGCCGAUGUUGGCUUCUAGCCAUGGCGGAACCAAAACUGACCCUGUCAUAAACGUUGCCAAGGCAACAGCGGAGCCUACAGACACUGUGGCUGAUAGAGAGGUAGGUUCAGAAUCUUCGCCAGGUGACAUCUGCCAAGCCAUGGAGGUGGAGUGUGAAAACGAUAGGUGUGUUCAAGAGGAGGAGUCAAACUCUGUGGCAAGAGCAGGGGAGGAGUCAGAACAUCAUCAAGACAUUCUGAACGAAAAGGAGGCGGGAUCAGAACAUCCAGACAUUCCGAAUGCAACAGAGGCUGAAGAUCCAGAGACUGCUCAGAAGGCCCUUGACGUCCAUAUGGAGAAUGUGCAGAAGAAGGCAGCACACAAGGACGCCCCUAGGGAGCAUGCUCAGACGGAGAAGCCAGAGUCCAACAAGCCGUACUCUACAGAGCAUGUGCAGGAGGAUGGGGUUGGUGACCAUGUCAGUACUGAGCGUGUGCGAGACGUGACUGGUGGUGUUGCUGAGUGUUUGAAUGAGGUGGAGGAGGAGGAGGAUCAGACACCUGCCUCAUGUGCUACUGAGCAUGUGCAAGAGAUGCUGUCUGCUGACGCUGCCCUCACUGGGCGUCUGCAAGGCGUGGCCAAUGGUAACGUCACUUCUGAGCAUGUGCAGAAGGCAAUGGCUGAAGACGUCAUUACUGAGCCACCGUGUUCCUCUCAGCAACAAGAUGAAGAGCCAUCAGCUGAGGCCCCAUGCUAUCCUGAGUUUCCACCUCUUCCCUCGUUCCUGAGAGCCUUACAUCUGAACUUCAGCAGCCCAGCACCCUCAGCUCCAGAGGAUCCAGGGAGUGCAGGAUCUGACCGCAUCAGCAGUUACUGCCGCCCUCUGGAGGACGAUGAUUCUGCUGAGGAAGAGGAUUCACAGGACGACACAGAGGUUCAGGAUGAAGAAAUUUGCCAGCUCUUGCCAAAAAAGCAUUGGCUACCUCAGGUGUACGUCUUCCGCUUGUCCCUCCCCUCCUCCUCCUCCAUUGGACAGCCCUCGGCUCCGUUCCGACUCCGUGAGGGGGACGGACCAAUGGAGUUCUUCAUCCAGGAGGUGACAGAGGAAGAUGAGUCUGCAGUGAGUUUGGCGGGCCCUGGUGGUCAGAAGGGUGCGGUGCGGGAGCAGCGGUGCCGAGUGUGUGGAGUGGAGGGACUGCUGCAUCACUGCGGCUCCUGCAGAACGGGGUACCACAGGGGAUGCCACAUACCCCCUCUCAUAAGCAAGCCCAGGCCUGGCUGGGUGUGUGGCCUGUGUAUCGAGGUGUCGUCGGCGUCGGAUGUCCUCCUCAGUCCUCAGCGGAGCAGCUUCGAUGGAGACGCAGGCUCCUGCAUGAACACACAAGAUCAGAAGAAGUGUGAGCACGUGCUGCUAUCACUCUGCUGCAGUAAACACAGGCCUGCUCUAUUCACACAGCAACCGGGUACCUCUCCAUCUACCUUGAUGAGUGUGACGUGCAUUCGCGGGCGCCUGCUGCAGAACGUGAGCCCUCCGUACCGCACCCCCGCCGAGUUCGUGUCUGAUAUCUGGCUGCUGCUGGACCAGCUGCUCAAGAGAGCUAAGUGGAAGGCGGAGAGUGAGCGUCAGCUGCGUGCGCUGCAGGUGAUCUUUGGCCAGCGUCUGCAGCGGGUGUUUGUGGGCGGCGCGCUGCACCCCUCGCUCCUCCGCAACCCCUUCAGGAGGAGGAGAGCCACCGCGCCCCACAGGAGGACCGCAUGGGGGGCAGGCAGGGGAGCAGCAGGAGCAGCAGGAGGAGGAGGCGCAGGGGGAGGCGCAGGGGGAGCAAGGAGGAGUGCGGCGGCCGAGAGAGACGUAGAGCACAGAGGAGGAGGAGGAGCACGCAGGAGGAGGAAGAGGAGGCGACUGGAGGCAGCGCGCUCGGAGGAGGAGCCAGAGGAGGGAGGAGGAGGAGGAGGAGGAGGAGAGGCAUAUUCUGUCCCCUCCUCCAGCAGCAGCACCAGCAGUGGGGCAGAUUCCCCCAGAACCAGGACCACCGUUACCGGGCCAACCACCGUUACCGGGCCAACCAGCGUUACCAGGCCAGGCACUCCCAGCACCAGUGCAGCCGACUGGACCAACACUACUAGUGGCUCUGACCCGGAACCGGAACAGGCUAAUGGGUCUGACCACCAAGCCCAGAACAGUGGAUCCAAACGGGCCAGGUCUACUACUGGUUCUGACCCGGCCAAGAGCAGUGGUUCUGGUUCUAGCCAGGCCCAGACCAGCUGUUCUGACCCGGGCCAGACCGGCUAG
This is a messenger RNA of Engraulis encrasicolus (European anchovy), 4342 nucleotides long. RefSeq lists its product as uncharacterized. Gene Ontology annotation, cellular component: nucleus. NCBI's taxonomy places the organism in Eukaryota, Metazoa, Chordata, Actinopteri, Clupeiformes, Engraulidae. The record is from RefSeq and is a predicted model, not a curated record. Gene Ontology annotation, molecular function: DNA-binding transcription factor activity, RNA polymerase II-specific. The coding region runs from base 8 to 4342 and encodes 1444 amino acids. The transcript has 15 exons. Gene Ontology annotation, biological process: regulation of transcription by RNA polymerase II.